GUACGGACAUGAACAAGACCUCCUUACACUGUUACCCCGAAGUCAACACAAGCCGUUGACCGCAAUUUGUUGCAUGUUGACUUGGUAUCUCUAGCUUCUUCUCCGAGUCUUCUCCUCCACAUCGUCACAUUAAUGACACCGUGUGUAUACAAGGCACCACAAUCUUCUCACCGAACCCAAGACAUCAGUUUCUUCUCCUCCAAGUUAUAUAGGCACCGCAAUCCUUCUCGUUGAAGCCAAGACAUCAGUUUCUUCUCCAUCCAUCAAGAACAGGGAACAUGAAGCAGAAGAUAGUGAUCAGAGUGCAAAUAAAGUGCGACAAGUGCCGAUCCAAAGCCAUGCAGCUCGUUGCUGAAGCAGACGGGGUUGAUUCAGUUGCGAUAGAAGGGGAGAACAAGGAUCAACUGGUGGUCGUCGGCGACGGCGUCGAUCCCGCCAACGUGACAAUAGUUCUGAGGAAGAAAGUUGGCCGCGCAACCAUAGUGAAGGUGGAGGAAGUGAAGAAGGAUGCAGAGAAGAAAUCAGAAACCACGGUGCAAUGGUAUCCCAAUUACCCUCCGUGUCCUCAGACGGUGUGGUAUGAUUGUGAAAGCAGCAGCUCUAAUCCAAAUGCUUGUUCCAUCAUGUAAACAAUGGAUCAUGGAGGUCCAAAAACAUACCUGCUUUGCUGCUUUGAUUUCAUGCUAGGAAAUAACAAGGACAUGAUACUGUUUGCGAUUCCAAGUUAGGGGGAGGAUUUUGUGGUGUGGUCAUGUCGUGUGUACGUGAAAGCUUUUUCCUUUUUAUUUUCUUCUUGCUAUGCGUCAUCUAAUUUGUUUGUUUCCUCAUUAAAGUUCGAGUAAUAUAUUGAGAUAUUAUUAA
Molecule: messenger RNA, 861 nt
Organism: Musa acuminata AAA Group (dessert banana)
Lineage: Eukaryota; Viridiplantae; Streptophyta; Magnoliopsida; Zingiberales; Musaceae
Product: heavy metal-associated isoprenylated plant protein 47-like
Exons: 3
Coding region: 279-629 (116 amino acids)
Molecular function (GO): metal ion binding
Source: RefSeq, a predicted model, not a curated record